Microbotryum saponariae is the source of this 2447-nucleotide messenger RNA. The record is from the annotation of a GenBank genome assembly. Lineage: Eukaryota; Fungi; Basidiomycota; Microbotryomycetes; Microbotryales; Microbotryaceae.
AUGAAGGCGUUGAUGAGGGCCAUCCCCGGCGCAGGGGUCACGGGGUCACGUGACGAGCCAGAGAAACGGAAUUCACCGGUCGCGGGGCUCGGAACUUGGGCUCGUCAUUUCACCUCCUCUGCCGACGUGCCGACGUGCCCACGACGCCCCCAACGCCCCAUAACAAAACGGUCUGGCCACGAGCUGCCCUACUCUACGCAACAGCUAGGACAGAUGGGCUCGCAUCCUAGGCCGGGUCCGAGCCCUGCGCCGGCUGUUCGAAGAUGGGACCAACCUUCGCCCACGCGACGGAAACGGACUCGGGACAGGCCACUCAACAUUGCGUGAGCCGUCGAUUCGAUGCAGUACACCAUCACUCACCCAUGCCGGACAUCUCGACUGACAGCUCUUUCCGCUGGGCCACAGUAUGAUCUGCGACUACUUCUUCCCCAAGGUCGGCGGAGUCGAAUCGCAUAUUUACAGGUCAGUCACUGCCACGUGUAUGGCGCGUACCUGCGAAUGAGCUCUGCACAAGCACCGUCAUUGACGUGGUCUAUCAAUCUUUGACUCCUGAAACUACUCAAACACAGUCUCGCUGAGGCUCUUGCCCAAUUGGAUCACAAGGUAUCUAUCUGCCGUGUCCCCUUUCACCUCGCUGUGCCGGACCGGGUGCUUGUGUGGGGGGGCCCAAGCGGCGCACGGAUCGGGAUGCUGUAUUCACCUCUGCGGCCAUCUCAUUGUGCAGGUCAUCAUCAUCACACAUGCGUACCCGCCGCGUUCGGGUAUCCGCUACCUCCCCUAUGGACUCAAAGUGUACCACAUCCCCGUGCAACCUUUGCCGCCGACCCACGUUCACGCGACCUUACCGGGCUUCUUCACCGCCCUUCCCUACAUCCGCAACAUCCUCAUACGCGAACAGAUCGAUGUGCUCCAUGCACACGCGAGUUUGAGCGCCGAGGGGAUGGAGGGCAUCUUCCACGCCCGCACACUCGGAGUUAAAGCCGUUUUCACCGACCAUUCGCUCUUUGGAUUGGGCAACAUGGCCGAGAUUUGGGGCAACAAGAUGCUGAAGGGGUGUCUGAGCGAUGUCGAAGCCGUUAUUUGCGUCUCACACACGGGGUGAGUCCACUUCCGUCCUCGAUUUAUUCUGCCAUACGACAUGACUUCGUGAAAGGUUUCACCGAACGCUGAUGGCCCGGGUUGACUGGUUGGGGUCCGCCUUGGCGUCUACAGCAAGGAGAACACCGUACUUCGAGGCGCACUGAAUCCAUCGAUCGUUCAUGUCAUACCCAAUGCCGUGGUGGCCUCCCACUUCAAACCUGCCGAACCACCGGCGCCCGUGCCAGAAACCUGUAGGUCAAGUCCCAAUGCUUUGCGUCCGAGCUCACCUCACUGACACGAGUUGAGCCGUUCAAACAGUGACGAUCGUCUGCCUCAAUCGAUUGGUGUACCGGAAAGGAAUUGAUCUGCUCAUCGCAGCUUUGCCGAGAGUAUGCUCCAUGCAUCCCGACGUGAGGGUGCUUAUCGGUGAGUCUGUCGGCCACCUCAUAGCCUCCGCCUUCUGCCAGAAUUGACCCCCCGUGUGUCGACGCAUCAUUCAAAUUCCUGGAUAUAGGUGGAGACGGGCCAAAGAUUGUCGAAUUGGACCAGAUGCUCGACAAACACCAAGCGCUCUUGAGGGAUCGGGUCGAACUGCUAGGAGCCGUUCGAAACGGCAAGGAUGUCCGGGAUGUGAGUUGACUCCUGCUGACGCAUGCGACACACACGCCGAGCUGAAGUGAUUCCUCAUCCCUUAUCUCAGUUAUUGAGCCGAGCUCAAAUUUUUCUCAACCCGUCCUUGACGGAAGCUUUCGGAAUCGGCAUUCUCGAGGCCGCGUGCGCGGGGCUCUUCGUCGUCUCAACACGCGUCGGAGGUGUGCCAGAAGUUUUGCCACCAGGUCUUGUUGAAUUUUCCGAACCCGAUGUCGAAGGUAAGUCACCAUACCUCCGGUACGAAUGACAUGCGAGAAGAUCGCUUCGCUCACGCCAUCGAACUUUCACAGAUCUCAUUCGGGCCAUCUCGAGGGCGAUCCAUCACGUGCGAAGCGGGAAGCAUGAUCCUCUUGCAGCGCACGCUCAGCUCAGAGAAAUAUACUCAUGGCCUGACGUGGCCGAGCGGACCGAGAAAGUCUACUACGAUGCCUUGGAGGUACCUGAGGUGCCCGUGGUGGAACGCCUACGAAGGUCAGUCAAAUGACUACCAACCUGUACGAUAAGGCGGUCAUGCUGACCGAAAUCGAGGACCUCCUUUCAGAUAUUACGGUACUGGGUUAAUCUUUGGCAAGAUGCUAUGCAUCAUCAUCUGCGUCGACUACAUUCUUCUCGCCUUCCUCGACUUCUUCUUCCCUCGCGAGGAUAUCGACUUGGUACCCAAGUUCGAGUUGUCGAGAUGGCAAGAUGUGAGUCGACCGAUGGAAUGUUCAACAUGA